This is a messenger RNA of Anguilla rostrata (American eel), 3240 nucleotides long. RefSeq names its product lines homolog 1 (gene lins1). The record is from RefSeq and is a predicted model, not a curated record. The coding region runs from base 531 to 2621 and encodes 696 amino acids. The transcript is spliced from 6 exons. NCBI's taxonomy places the organism in Eukaryota, Metazoa, Chordata, Actinopteri, Anguilliformes, Anguillidae.
CAGUUUGAAUCCUUGAAUGUUCUUACAAAUUAUUGUUUACACUACAGUUCCCAGAAUGCAACUCAAACAAAACAGGAAGUUGUGCUGGAGGCAUGCUUUUGGAAGAAGCGAAGUAUAACAGUACAGUAAACUAUGGUGAAACAUAAAACAGAUGACAAUUCUGAGUAUUUCAGAUAGAAUUUUCAUCCACAUAACUAGUUUGCACAUGUGUACACGUGGCAGCUAGUAGCUAAGCCAUAUAACGAAAAUAUUUCCAGUAACUUUACGUGGUUACCUUUGCGGUUUUAUUCAUGUAGCUAGCUAUCUGUUUGGCUAGUUAAAUGUACUCAUGAUAGUUAGCUAAAUAGAUACUAGUUACCUGUAUUUUAAAAUAGUUUCUAGUUGUUUAAUGUAGUUAAAUAGCUUGCUAACUGUGGGAAAUCAUGAGCAAGGUUGGAGAGGGUUGUGUUUGUGUGCUCUUAGUUGUCUGUUUAGUUUGAUUUGGUUAGCUGCUAAAACCACUUACUGUGCAGUAUUCUGUAAAAGCACAAAUGGAGCACAUCUUUUUAGUUUUACAGGAGGUAGACAGCGGCUUAUUGUUGGGAACAGCCCUAGGAUACGACAGUCAUGAGUUGGCGUCUAUCAUUUGUGCUGGUAUUUGUGAACACAGCUCUGGGAGUAGCCAAAAUGCUCAAAGCAGCUGUAUGGGUGACGAAAGAAGCCGUCCCCAGACCCUGCCAACACUCUCAAGUCCUUUUAUAUUGAUGGAUGAACACAAGCAUGAAGAAAAGCAAAAGGAAACGCUGUGUUUUGCUUUGAGCAUUCUGGAAAGAAUGAGCUCCAAGUUGCUGUCUCCAAACCCCACAGUGGAUUGCAGCGUUUAUUACAAGGAUAUUUUGAGGACAUCAUUGGAGGACAUGCAUCUCAUGUCAAAACUUGUCUCUCUUUUCAGCAUCCAGGACGCCUUAUUAUCACACUUAGCUGUGAAGUGUGUUUCAUCUGUUGUGCUUUUUCAGCUUCUGGAGUCUAACACAUUUAACAGCAUUUGGCAACAAAAGUGUUUCCAAACCUUUCAGAGGGGAUGCCCUUGCAAUGAAAUGGACAGUUGUUUGUGGUCUCUCACCACUGUAGUGAAAGGAGUGAUGAAAGGACUGUAUAAAUGUAAGAGAGAAAUACUGGAUAAACUGCUUGUGGCAUUUGACCCUGUACUGCCUGACUUGUACACAGGGCUGCUCUCAUGUGGGGGACCGGGCUCUGAUAUUGCUGCUUGUCAAAUUGACUCAUGUAAUUUAGAGACCAUACAUAUGGCCUUUGUUGAUUUGCUUGAAGUGCUCACUGCUGCGAGAGUCAGACUACACAUCUGCUCCAUGAGCCAGAGGCUUUUGUACCAGCGGGCGUCUGUGUUCCUUCACCUAGUUGACUCCCCGGCUCUCUAUGCUGUGAAAAAGAAAGUACUUCUGUUGUUGAAAAGAGUCCUCCUGGAGAAAGCUGGAGAUGAUCUCUGCAUUGGAGAAGUUCCACCCUCUGCACAGGUCGAUGGUCAAAUGACCCCUGACUUGUGGGCACUGGCUGACUCUGUUUUGAGGUCAGCAAGUACUGGCUGGGUUCAGCGUAUUUCUGUCAGUGGCAAGGCCAGCCUUUUUGGCGGUACCAGUGCGUCAGGUCCUGGAAGCCGUGAGGGACCGGAUUUUGUGAUGUUGAGGGCAGUUAGCCUGGUUUUACUCAAGUCCUUGGAAUACAAAGUCCAGCAAGUCAGUAAACAAGGUUCGCUGUGUCCUGUGGACAUCCAAAGCUAUUUAUGUCCUUUGAUGGUUUUCCUGAGUCAGCAUCUGCCACAAAGCCGCCAGCUCUGUCAUUCCUGUGCCUGGGUCUCACUGGUGUUUGGAGAUCAAGAUGAUGACAUGAUAGAAGCCGCAAUGACAUUAAUGCUGUUGUAUCUGUACCAGAAGAGGGUGAAUGCUACUUCAGAUGAAGAUGCCUGUAGCACUGGCUACAACCCUCACUGCCUCUUCAUUUACCUGCUGAAAAGUGUGGCAUUUGACCACUCUGUGCUCCUAGACUUCUUGAUCUCAACUGAAACUUGCUUCCUGGAGUACUUUGUGAAGUAUUUGAAGUUCCUGCGGGAAAACUGGGAAGGCUUCCGCAGAAGCUGUCUGUACACCCAGGGCUCUGACACACUCGAACAGAAGAGCGGGAGCUCAGGACAGGAAUCCACAAUGAGAUCAAAACUGCCUGCUAAUCACGCCAAUCCUCAGUUUAACCGGUCACCAGCGAGUGGGGCCACCAAAUCCAUGUUUUGUCCGUUGGUGGAUUACGGGAGCUCAGAUGAAUCUGAAGCUGAAGAGCCAAGCGUGUCAGAUGGCCCAUUAGGCAGACCACAAGAUGAGGGGCCCGAGCUUAACUGUGCUGCUGCAGGAGGACGGUCUUUGUGUUUACCAGAGCAUGCAGCGGAGAAAGCCGGAGAUGACCACCUGACUCCUGAUAGCAUGUGUGAAAAAACGGUCAUGUGCCUUCAGGAGCUAAGAAAAGUCAUAGUCAGGCUGCAGAAAAGAAAUCUCUUUCCCUACAAGCCAGCCUCGCUGCUGAGGCUGCUGAUGCAAAUCGAAACAAAGAGUGGCUUUGGAGAUGGAUCUCAGUGUUAAAGACGCACUAGCCGGUGCUUGUUUUCUGUGCGUCUGGAUGCGAUGUACAGCACCAUGUGUGUUCAUGUCACAGUGCCAGGAUCUGCUUGCCCAUUGGAACUGUAGAAAAGGGCUUUAAUCUGUGUCAUGUGCUGAGAUGCCUAGGGAUGGAGGAGGUGGUCAUGCAAUUCAGGUCUGUUAUGUGUAUACAGUCGUAAGAAAAUCUGAUACCGUAUCAAAUGUAACUUUUGGCCCACCGGGAAUUUCUCCCUUAGAUCAGGAGUGCUCUGCCCUGGCUCUAGAGGCUUCUCUUAUAGCCUCACACCUAACCACCUGAUUUCAUUGAUAAGUGCCUUAGUUGAUCCAAUUCAGUGUCCUGUCCUCCCAAUUUGUGAGUGUCUUAGAAACAGAAAGAGUCAGUCCACCAGGACUGGAACAGAGUCAGAGUAUCAGACUUGAGGUUAUCAAAUGGUAUACAACAUUUCCCCACUGACCUUGAAUUGCUUAUGGAUCUACAGUGUUUCAAUGCAGUCCAGGUCAAUUUAUUUAUGCAGUUAGUUUUCACAGAAAUAAAUCUGUUAUGCAUAAGGGUCUAAUGUUUGUCCCACAAACUUUCCAAUAAACCAUUUUUGUAAAAUGA